Molecule: messenger RNA, 1950 nt
Organism: Metarhizium brunneum ARSEF 3297
Lineage: Eukaryota; Fungi; Ascomycota; Sordariomycetes; Hypocreales; Clavicipitaceae
Source: RefSeq, a predicted model, not a curated record
AUGAAAUCUUUUGUCACGGCCGUUGCGGCUGCCUCCCUCGUCGGGAUGGGCAUGGCCCAGACGAGCCCACGACCCAAGCUGCCCGAACAGCUUGGAAAUAUCGAGCGCAUUCCAACCGAGCAACAGCUCCAAGGUAUCGACCCCAAGGAUGGCCUUGAUGCCUGCCACAAGAUCGACUCUAUCACCUCGGAUGGCUGGCAGUGGCCGUGUGGUAUGCAGCGCAGUUUCGGGCCGCAGCGCUGCGUCCUGAAGGGAGAGACCGACGCUGCCAGAAAGGACCAGCAGAGAUGCAUCUGCGAGUCGAGCACCUUCUUCAAAGAUGCCGAUGCCUGCUUAGACUGCAAGGUGCGCCAUGCCUUGAUCGGAGAUGAGCAAGACGGAUACUACCAACAGCUCUUCGCCAAGCUCCAGGAGACGUACUGCAAAGCCGAGGUGGUGAACAAGAACCUUGGGGAUUACUACAACGAGGCCGAGGCCCUCGUCCGACAGGCCGCCCCGUACAACGGAAAAACGCCAGGUUUCACGGUUCCCUCCAACAAGGUCGAACGUCAGGGACACUCGGCUCAUCCCAGAGACUACUACAGCCGAGUUGGCGCGCCCGAGAAGCAGGGCGAGAUCAACUUCAAGCCCAGCCCCGAGGUCGAGAAGCUGCCUGCCGUCAACAAGACCGUUGUCAACCAAAUCCCCGAUCCCGUCAACGUCCCCGUCAUGGUCAUCGUCGCUCUGGACAACAGCACCGCAGCGCAGACGUCCGUCUUGGCCGCAACCACGACUGCUGGCAAGCCAUUGCAGCCCACUACCUUGGUCCGCGCCACCAGCAUGAACUCUACCACGCGAGCCACGCCAUCUGCCGCUGUCCCUUCGUCCAUCUCUACUGAUGUCUCUUCGUCCAUCUCUACUGAUGUCUCUUCGUCCAUCCCUACUGAUGUCUCUUCGUCCAUCCCCGCCGAUGUCCAGGGCCAAGUCGUCCAGAUUGGUGGCAAGCUCUGCCUGGUCUACGUCUACUUUGCCGCAGUCGAUUGUGUGUACAAGCAGAGCCCCGACGGCAAGACUACCUUUUAUCAGUACAGAAAGGAAAUCAACUGGUUCUAUGGCUUCCAGAUCUCGUCAAACAAGCAGUUCGAUCUGCUCAAGGAGGUCGCCGACGCCUGCCCUGACGGAAACUGCAAGGAGCAAGCCACUGCCAUUGCCAAGUCUAAGAAGGUUGCUGUCAAGGAAGUCGUCAAGAAGGAGACUGUAGUCCCCGGCAAGCCUCAGCAGCUCCCGCCUCCUGAGAAGCCCACUACUGGUGGUAACUCUGGUGUUUCUGGCCACGACACUCCCGUCUCCGACAAUGGCGCUCCUGUCCAGCAGGACGACGGUGGCUGCGGCCCCGAAGAUUCCAACGACACCCCUGAUAAUAUUCCUUCUCAGGGACGUCCUGGUUCUCCCGCCCAGGGCAACACCAAGCCUUCUGGUCCUGUCACUCCCCAGCAGGAUACUCCCUCUGGUCCUGCUGUCUCCUGCAAUGGACCCCAGUGCAGUCCUGUCGUUCCCGAGAAGGAUACUCCCUCUGUUUCUGGCCCCCCCCAGCAGAAUACUCCCUCUGGUCCUACCGGCUCUCCUGGCACUCAGUCCCAGUGCGCCCCUUGCGCUGAUGAACGUAAAGAUGGAACUGAAAUCUGCAGAAAGAAGGAGGAAACCGAGGGCUUUUGCAACAACCAGUCUGGAGCUGCCAAGCGCGACUGCAUCUGUUCAAAGGGAGAUUUCGGAAACAAGUUCUUCUUCAAUGAGGCCAUUACCUGCGCACGACGAUCCGCCAACUGCCUGUUUGCCGAAUUCGAGGCGCAGGUCUUAUUCGAAGCCCAUUUCCAGUACUGCCAGGAGAACAAGCACGAUAGCAUCAGUGCUGCUCUGGAAAGCGUGAAGAACGUGUGGUCUGCAAGGGCCCCACGACAGGAUCUCAUGUAA